This is a messenger RNA of Lucilia sericata (common green bottle fly), 4759 nucleotides long. RefSeq names its product dorsal-ventral patterning protein Sog (gene sog). The record is from RefSeq and is a predicted model, not a curated record. Gene Ontology annotation, biological process: multicellular organism development. NCBI's taxonomy places the organism in Eukaryota, Metazoa, Arthropoda, Insecta, Diptera, Calliphoridae. Gene Ontology annotation, molecular function: protein binding. Bases 405 to 3455 code for a protein of 1016 amino acids. The transcript has 6 exons.
AACGCGUGUAAAAAGAAAUACAAAAAAAAAAAGAAAAUUAUAACAAAACAACAACUACAAAAUAAAUAAAAAUAAAUGUAAAAUACAGUGAGAAAAAAGUGUAAAAUACAAAAAAAAAGUUGAAGGAAAAAUAUAUAUAAAACAACAUCAUCUUAUUGUUAUUAUUAUUUUCAUUCUUGUGGUGUUAUCUAAUCUAUAAUAAUUUCCAUUUAUUUAAAAAAAAAAAUUUUUUCAUAUAAAGUUAAUUUAAAACAAAACCCGCAAAAAAGUAAAAAAGAAAAAAUAAUUGUGUUUGCAAAAUACAACAGCUGAAAAAAGAAAAUCUUAAAUAAUAAAUAAAUAAAUAAAUAGUAUCUUAAAGAUACUUUAAGUGAUUUAAUUACAUAUAACAAAACCACAUAAAAAUGGCUAAAAUUACAAAUCAAACGACCAAAUCAAAUUACUCUAAUAACUCAAAAUCAUCAACGACAGCAUCAUCACCCUACUGCGCCUCCUCCUCCUCCACCUCACUAACAUCAACAGCUUUAAAAAUUUUUAUAUUAACAUUAAUAUGCCUCAGCCAAUCAGGAUUUGUGGAAGGACGUAAACAUUCUCCUUUAUUUGUAGAGGAGGCCGAGGGCAAUCGUCGCAAUAAUAGACCAGCUGUUUCCGAAUGUCAAUUUGGCAAAACUUUGCGUGAAUUGGGCUCGACCUGGUAUGCCGAUUUGGGACCACCAUUUGGCGUUAUGUAUUGCAUUAAAUGUGAAUGUGUGGCGGUUCCUAAAAAACGCCGCAUAGUGGCUCGUGUUCAAUGUCGCAAUAUUAAAAAUGAAUGCCCGCCCGCCUUGUGCGAUGAUCCCAUCUUGUUGCCCGGUAAAUGUUGUAAAACCUGUCCCGGCGAUAAAAAUAAUGAAACCGAUGUCGCUUUAGAUACACCGGCUCCAAUUGAAGAAGAAGAGCGCAAUAUGAAACAUUUCGCUGCUCUCCUUACUGGUCGCACUUCUCACUUUUUGAAAGGCGAAGAAAUGAAGGCCAUGUAUACCACUCAUAAUCCUCAUAAUAUAGUGGCCACUGGUCGCUUUAUGUUCCACAAAAAGAAUCUCUAUUAUUCCUUUUAUACUUCGGCCAAAGUUAAUCGUCCUCGUGCCAUACAAUUUGUUGAUGAUGCCGGCACUAUUUUGGAAGAACAUCAAUUGCAGUUGCCUGCUGGUCCUCAAUCGAUCUAUCAAAAUGUUACCGGUAAAAUUUGUGGUGUAUGGCGUCGUGUGCCUCGUGAUUAUAAACGUCUGUUGCGUGAUGAACGUUUACAUGUUGUUUUACUCUGGGGUGGCAAUAAAUUCCAAACUGAAUUGGCUUUAGCUGGCAAGAUUGGCAAAUAUACUGCCUUACAAUCGGAGUUAUUUAGUGCCCUUAUGGAACCUGCUCCCGGCUCUAAGUCAGAAUUGAUGUCUGGUUCUGGUGGCACGGCCAUAGUUUCUACCAGCAGUGGUGCUGCCUCCUCUAUGCAUUUGACUUUGGUUUUCAAUGGUGUCUUUACUCCCGAGGAAUAUAUGGAUGCUCCCGUUAGCAUACGCAUAGAAUCGCCCGAUCGUCGUGAGGUUGUUUUGGAUGAGGUGCAAAAAGUACGCAAACCCUCCUCGGAAGUCAAUGUUUUGGAAAUCUCUUCUCCCAUUUCUAUACAAAACUUGCGUUUAAUGUCUCGUGGCAAAUUGCUAUUGACCAUUGAAUCGAAAAAGAAUCCCAAUUUACGCAUCCAGGGUCAUAUUGUUACCCGCACCACCUGUGAAAUCUUCCAGACUUUAUUGGCUCCUCAUAAUGUAGAAUCGAAAGCUAAAAGCAGUGGCCUCGCUUGGGUAUUCCUUAAUACCGAUGGUUCUUUAGCCUAUAACAUUGAAACCGAUCAGGUUAAUGCUCGUGAUCAUCCUGAGAUUAGUUUGAUUGAAGAUUUGGGUAAAAGGAAGACCAUGUUGGAAGAUUUGACUCCUAGUUUCAAUUUCAAUCAAGCUAUUGGUACGGUGGACAAAUUGGGUCCCAAAGUUGUGGAAUCAUUGUACUCGGGAGACUUGGGUGUUAAUAUAGCCAUUGAACAUGAAACUAGCUUGAUUAGAGGCCGUUUAGUAUCACGUCCUGUGGCUGAUGCCCGUGAUUCGGCUGAACCUAUUCUAUUGAAAAGAUCCGAUAACUCGGUUUCAGCCCCCAAUCAUGCCAUGGGCAUGGCCUGGCUAUCCAUUGACAAUGAGUGUAAUCUUCACUAUGAAAUCACUUUAAGCGGUUUCCAAUCUCAUGUCCAAGACUUGCAAAUCUAUUUGGAAGAGAAACCUAUUGAGGCCAUAGGCGCUCCAGUAACACGUAAAUUAUUGGAAGAAUUCAAUGGUUCCUAUAUGGAAGGUUUUGUCUUGGGUAUGCCCUCUAAUGAAUUGGUGAAGUUAGAAUCGAGUGUUUGCUAUUUGGAAAUACAUUCCAAGGAUAAAAAGGAAUUGUUGUUGAGAGGCAAAUUGAAAUCGACUAAAGUGCCCGCUCAUUGCUUCCCCAUUUAUACCGAUAACAAUGUACCCAAUGUAUUUUUACCCGGAGAUCGUAAUGAUGAUGUUUUGAUUACACCCGAUCAGAAAUGUUUCCAUUCGGGUAGAUUCUAUGAUGAAACUGAACAAUGGCGCAGUACGGAAGAUACCUGUCAAAUGUGUGCCUGCCAAAGAGGUCACGCCACCUGUGAACCCAUUAAGUGUCCUAUUAUCCACUGCAAAGUCAAUGAGGAAUUGGUGCAAUUGGAGGGAGAAUGUUGUGCCAUGUGUGUGCCUCAGAAUUUGAAUACCAACAAGGAAGUGGAUCAUAGCAAAAGAGGCUGCCGUUUGGGUGAUCAAUUCCAUUUGGCGGGAGCCACUUGGCAUCCAUUCUUGCCACCCAAUGGCUUUGAUACCUGCACCACCUGCACCUGUGAUGCUUUAACUUUAGAAAUCAGAUGUCCACGCAUGGUAUGUCCACCACUACAGUGCAAGGAAAAGGAUGCCUAUAGACCAGACAAGAAAGCCUGCUGUAAAGUAUGUCCCGAAGGCAAAAUAUCCUCACGUUCGGGUAGCAACAAUAAUCCCAAUGUUUUGCAAGAUCAAGCCUCCUCUAAACCCAAUGUACGUUCCACCGAGGAGAUUUUACAGCAAGGAGGCUGCAAGGUAGUCAAUAAAAUCUAUGAGAACGGACAAGAAUGGCAUCCCGUAUUGGCGUCUCAUGGUGAACAGAAAUGCAUUAAAUGUAGAUGCAAGGACUCCAAAGUCAAUUGUGAUCGCAAACGUUGCUCACGCUCCACCUGCCAACAAACAAGAGUUAGCUCGAAAAGAAAACUUUUUGAGAAACCCGGCAGUGAGCCAGUCAUUGAUGAAUGCUGUUCCUCACAAUGCAAAAGACCCCGAAGACAUCACCGAAGAACCAAUCAACAGGCUGCAGAACAACAACAACAACCAAAGAAAGCAGUCAGCAGCUGAAUUGUUUGAGAGAGUAAAACAACAAAAAAAGUUAAAUUUAACUUUUUGGAGAGAAAGUUUUAAAAAAACAUUUUAGCUAAAGAAAAAAAAUUAAGUUUUUCUACUACAACAACAACAACAGCAAACUAUUUCUUUGUCUUCUAAAAACAAUUAAAAAAAACCCAUAAAACUUUAAAUACACUGAAAGAAAUUCUUUAUAAACAACAACCCAGCAGCAGCAGCAACAGCCUAGAAGAGCUAGAGAUUUAGUUAUAGACGCAACAGCAGCCUAAUUUAAAAAAAUUAUAUAAAAAAUUUUGUUUAUUUAGAGAGUUAACUACACUUACUUAUACUUUAGAAAAGCAUAUAGAAAACGAUAUAUCUCUAGGUAUUAUAUACAAAAAUACACUUAAACAAAAUACGUGAAAUUAAAAAUAAAACUAAACCAGUGCAGUAGGUUUUAAAUUAAAUUAUUUAUUUUUUAUAUAGCAACAACACUUAAGCAAAAAGAACAAUUUUAUAAUGUUAACUACUGUGCGGGAAAAUUUUUUUUUUAUAAAAAAAAAGAAUUUUUUUUGUAAUAAAAAAAAUCUUUUUUUUUUAACAAAAAAACAAUUAAAACUUUUUUUCUUUAAAAAAAAAGUUACUAAAAUUUGUUUUUAUAAUAAAAGAAAUUUAUUUUAUAACUUUUCUUUUAACAAAAAAAAUAUGAUAUAUAUUUAUAUAUAUAUAAAUAAGAAACACAUCCCAAAAGUUUCGACUGAUUGACUGAAUGGCAACUUUAGUUUUUAAGUUUAAAAAAGAAAAAGAAAAAAUAUUUUACUUAAAAAAUUUAUUAUUAUUAAUAUUAAUUUAAAAAGAAAAAAACUUGUUUUUACUAAUUUAACACAUUUAACACACAUUUUUCAAAGCCACGCCCACUUUUUUCAAAACCACGCCCUUUUAAAAAAGGCUGCUUAAAGAGAGUAAAAGCAGACCAAAAUUCCUUAAAUUAUCAUAAACAUUUAAAACACAUUACACAUUACCCCCUCUUACAUAUCCACUCAUAAAACAUAAAUUGUUGUUAUAUUUUUAUUACAAAAAAAAAAACAAAUAUUUCUUAAUUAUAUUUUAAAAAUAUAAUUAAAAGAAAUUUACAAAAUUUGCUUAAUAAUAUAAAAAGAAAAUGUUAAAUUUUAGGUAUAUUUUUUUAUAUACUUUUUAAACCUUAAAACAUUUUUGCUACCCAAAUAAACCACGCCCCCUUACUUACAAACAAACAAAUAAUUACUUAAAGAAAAAAAUUAAAUGUAUUAAUUUUAUUUUUUUUUAAACAUAAAUAUGUU